CCAGCUCAUCUCCACCAGGGCAUCCUCAUCCCUUCAGCAUCGCCUCCUGAGAGAAUUCCUGGUAGAUGUUGAGGCAAAGGCAAAUGACCUGCUGCUGCACAACAAUGUGAGGUGGCUGAGUAAAGGGAAUGCAUUGGGGCGUUUCUGGUCUGUUCGAAAGGAAAUAGCUGCUUCUUUGGAGCAGCUCAGCAGUCAGAGAACAGCCCAGUUUUCACUCUUCCUGAAAGAUGACCACAAGAUGGAGAUGGUUGCAUUUUUAGUUGACAUCAUAUCACAUCUUAAGGAGCUCAAUUUGAAACUACAGGGCCAAAAAAAUUUGGUUGCAGAUAUGAUGUCAGCAGUUCGAUCCUUCCAGAGAAAGCUGGACCUUUUCAAACAGGAUCUUGAUGGAGAGUUGGAGCAUUUCCCAACACUGCAGGGACAGUGUCAGGCUGAGAGAGAUGUGUCUCCCUAUGUUGCUUUCAUUGACAAGUUGGCCAGAAAUUUCCAUGACAGAUUCAACAACUUCCACCUUGGGCAGCAGCUCCUCCUGCUCAUUCAAAAUCCCUUCCUCAUCAGAGAGGUCAGAUUAUUUUCAAAGGAGGCGACUCAGGCAUUCAAGUGGGCACAUGCAGGAUCUCUGCAGCUUGAACUCAUUGUUCUGCAAGGAAAUGCUGCAUUAAGAGAGCAUUUUGAGACAACUGACCCUGCUACUUUCUGGUUGCAGACUGUUCCUGAGGGUGUGUUCCCUGGUCUUACCAAAGUAGCACUGCACACCCUGACAAUGUUUGGAUCGACUUACAGCUGUGAGUCAGCUUUUUCAACUAUGAACAUCAUCAAAAACAAGUACCGAUCUAGGCUCACCAAUGAACACCUACAUGUCAGCAUGAGAAUGGCACUAACUCAGUUUCAACCCAGAUUUAAACUACUGGCAGGACAGCCACAUGCCCAUUUCUCACAUUAAGAAGCCAAAAAGAAUUCAAAGAAGAAAAAGUUCAAGAAGAAAGGACAGUUCAAAGAAAAAUGUUCUAUGAAAAAAUGAAGUCAACACUUUUUUUUUUUGCACUUUUUAAUGUUUCCUGAGUUUACUU
Neoarius graeffei (lesser salmon catfish) is the source of this 1070-nucleotide messenger RNA. RefSeq names its product general transcription factor II-I repeat domain-containing protein 2-like. The record is from RefSeq and is a predicted model, not a curated record. The transcript is spliced from 2 exons. The coding region runs from base 239 to 943 and encodes 234 amino acids. Lineage: Eukaryota; Metazoa; Chordata; Actinopteri; Siluriformes; Ariidae. Gene Ontology annotation, molecular function: protein dimerization activity.